GCAACAGGUUCAGCCCUCUGAAGGAUCUGUUUUAAAGAUGAGAUGAAACCUAAACCCUGCUUGUAAAGAGUGCUGGAAGCUGGAUGGGGAAAGUGCAGUAUUAAUUACAUUUAUUUAUGCGUGUGAAUAUUUGACCCUUUGUAAAACAAAAAAUGCAUUUGUCACGAAGGAGGAGACUUCAUUGGAGCCGGGCUAUGUUUUUUCUCUGUGGAGUUUUGAUAUGCUGUGUUUACCAGUUGACUUUAAGGUCCAGGCAUUCAGAACCUUGGUUGGAGCGACAGAUCGAGGAUAAGCCUGGGACAGAGGAGAGUGUGCUUAAAUCUGACCAGCAGGAGCUCACGGUAACUACCCAAAGGGCAGUAGAGCAUCCGACCGAAAAAACAACCACUUCAGCCAUAGACGUUCCUCCUGUGAUGACCUCAGCACCUCUGUUAAUGACCACAAACCACACAACCCUCAAACAUUGCAUCUAUGUUGACCCAGAGCCCCCCAAACCUACCAUGCCCAUCCAAAGUCCUACACCCUACACUACACAUGCACCCAACACCACAGCACCUUCAUCUGGCAGUGCCCCGCGUAUGAAGGGCGAAUACCCAGAGGACCUCUUCUCUGUGGAGCAGAGACGACAGGGUUGGGUCACUUUGCAUCUUUUUGGGAUGAUCUACAUGUUCGUGUCUUUGGCCAUCGUCUGUGAUGAGUUUUUCGUGCCUGCCCUCGGCGUCAUCACAGACAGGCUGGAAAUUUCAGACGACGUGGCCGGUGCCACGUUCAUGGCGGCCGGCGGCUCGGCUCCUGAGCUCUUCACCUCGCUCAUCGGGGUGUUCAUCUCACACAGCAAUGUGGGCAUUGGCACCAUCGUGGGCUCCGCGGUCUUCAACAUCCUCUUUGUGAUCGGCAUGUGCGCUCUCUUCUCACGGGAGAUCCUGCACCUCACCUGGUGGCCACUCUUUCGGGAUGUGUCCUUCUACAUCAUGGACCUCAUCCUGCUGAUCAUCUUCUUCCUGGACAGCACCAUUGUGUGGUGGGAGAGUAUUCUGCUGUUACUGGCGUACAUAUCCUACGUGUGUUUCAUGAAGUAUAAUGUGCAGCUGGAGAACGCUUUCAAGACGCAGCUCAACAAGCACAAGAACAUCGUGAAGGCCAUCGCCCUAGAGGAGCCAGAGAAGGACGAUGGGACACCUGGUGGCGAUAACCUUCCGGACCAUCCUGAGGACAAAAAGAGAUUAAAGCUGAAACCUGGCCUGCAGCGAGGGGGCAGCUCUGCCUCUCUACACAACAGCACCAUGAGGAAUACCAUCUUUCAGCUGAUGAUCCACACCCUUGAUCCACUGGGGGAAGAAACGGGAUUUAAUGGGAAUGUAAAGGCUGGAGGGUCAGAGCAGGGACCAGUUAAGUUUAAGGACAAGGCCGAGAUGUUGAACAAAAUGGCCAGGGGGAAGGUAGAGAGCAAGGCGCGAGGAAGAGCAGAAGAUGGAGCAGCUGAGGCCUCCACCUCCCAGCCUGCAGCCAAGGAAGAGGAAAAGGAGACCCAGGAGCAGAAGGAUGGAGAAGGUGGUGAUGGUGGAGGCUCUGAAGACAGCAGUGACGAGGACAGCAGCGACGAGGACAGUGACGAUGACAGCGAGGACGAGGAGGACACGGAGAAGGAGGAACCGCUGUCUUUGGAGUGGCCUGACACUCGGCGCAAGCAGGCCACCUACUUAUUCCUGCUGCCCAUCAUCUUCCCGCUGUGGCUGACCCUCCCUGACAUGCGAAAUCUGGCUUCCAAAAAGUACUUUGUAGUGACAUUUCUUGGGUCCAUCAUCUGGAUUGCAGUCUUCUCCUACCUGAUGGUGUGGUGGGCACAUCAGGUGGGCGAGACAGUUGGCAUCUCAGAGGAAAUCAUGGGCUUGACGAUCCUGGCAGCUGGUACCUCCAUCCCUGAUCUCAUCACCAGCGUCAUCGUGGCCCGCAAGGGUCUUGGCGACAUGGCAGUGUCCAGCUCAGUGGGCAGUAAUAUCUUUGACAUCACAAUGGGGCUGCCCCUGCCCUGGCUUAUGUUCUCCUUGUCCAACGGUCUGGUCCCCGUGGCCGUCAGCAGCAACGGCCUCUUCUGCGCCAUUGUGCUGCUCUUCCUCAUGCUGCUCUUUGUCAUUGUCUCCAUCGCUGCCUGCAAGUGGAAGAUGAGCAAGAGGCUCGGCUUAACCAUGUUCCUCCUCUACUUUGUGUUCCUGGUGCUCAGUGUCAUGCUGGAAGAUCGCAUCAUAGUCUGCCCUGUGUCCAUCUGAGGACAGUGCAUCUAUUCCAUCUGCCCCAUAUAUCUGAGGACAGCACAUCUGCCCCAUCUGCCCCGUGUUCAUCUGAGGACAGCACAUCUGCCCCGGUCUGCCCCAUAUAUCUGAAGACAGCACAUCUGCCUCUGUCUGCCCCAUGCAUCUGAGGACAGCACAUCUACCCCGGUCUGCCCCAAAUAUCUGAGGACAGCACAUCCGCCCCAUCUGCCCCGUGUCCAUCUGAGGACAGCACAUGUGCCCCCGUUUGCCCUAUGUCUAUCUGAGGGCAGCACAUAGGAUCCCACGCCUCAGUGUGGUCCCACACAGAAUUUUAAACACACUAAGCUCAUUUGAAGGUUUUGUUGAUUGACGUUCCCUCAUACUGCCUGUUUGUACUGCUGUCCGAGCAGACAAAGCAUGCUCACUCACCAUCGUUUAAUGCGACUCAUACACACUAAACUCAAUUAUCUGCAUAUCCACACAGAGUCUUUGAAUGUAUGAACACCAGUGAAUUAAGGCUGCACUGUUGCGUUGGACGUCAAGAAGAGCGGUUGGAUUGUUUAGUAAUGAAUAUGCACAGAAACUCCACAGUGAGCUUCAUGUUAUAUGAGAUCAUGAUCCCAGGUGUCAUGUGUAAAGCAGGAGUAGAACCAUGAUAAUUUUUAAUCUCUUGUUAAAGAUGCUUUGUGAAAAAAAUCUGAAUAUGGAUCAGGUUUAACAAGACAUUUCAACCUUUAGAAAUUAAAACUCAAACUGGUGCAACAGGCUAAAUAUCGAGGCAACAGACAUGAACAUAUUAAUCACCUCCCGUCAGAAGGGGUCUUAGCUGAGAGUGCUGGGGGUGAUUGAUUUGUUUUACCCAUUUUACUUCCAUGUUAGAUCAGUAAGGCUUGUAGGAAUUUCUGUACUGCAUUGCAAGUGUGGGAUGGCACCCAUUGAAAACCACAACCAAGUCAAAGGUAUCUGUUAGGUGAUGGAUGAAAGAAUUUAACUAUGAUUAAAAGUGUUUUUAAUACGUAAUUUAAGAGACUGGUCUAAAGAUGGAUGUACCUUGUUCAUACCCGGUUCCUGUCAAUAUGUGUAUGUGUGUGGGACUGUGUGUCCUGCACAUCAAUCUACAUGUCAAUGUGACAUUUCUGAGGUACCACUGAGGCUCAGAAAUGAACGUAAUGCACUAUGGAUUCAUUAAACAAGCAGUAAUUGUCUGCCCACUAUUACAUUGCUGUUAUCAUUGAAACACACUACAAUUUAACAGUAAGUACAUGGUCAGUAAACAGCAGUGAAUG
Molecule: messenger RNA, 3538 nt
Organism: Brienomyrus brachyistius
Lineage: Eukaryota; Metazoa; Chordata; Actinopteri; Osteoglossiformes; Mormyridae
Gene: slc24a1
Product: solute carrier family 24 member 1
Exons: 10
Coding region: 153-2267 (704 amino acids)
Biological process (GO): long-term synaptic potentiation; long-term synaptic depression; calcium ion transmembrane transport
Cellular component (GO): membrane
Molecular function (GO): calcium channel activity; calcium, potassium:sodium antiporter activity
Source: RefSeq, a predicted model, not a curated record